Molecule: messenger RNA, 3827 nt
Organism: Acanthaster planci (crown-of-thorns starfish)
Lineage: Eukaryota; Metazoa; Echinodermata; Asteroidea; Valvatida; Acanthasteridae
Gene: irf2bpl
Product: interferon regulatory factor 2 binding protein like
Biological process (GO): regulation of transcription by RNA polymerase II
Cellular component (GO): nucleus
Molecular function (GO): transcription corepressor activity
Source: RefSeq, a predicted model, not a curated record
UCAAUAAUAGCGGGCAGCGCUGCAAGUUUCGUGUUUCCUCUUCUUCCUAAUGAGUCAGCCUUAGCUUUUUUUCUUUCCUCUGUCCCGAGGCACCGCGCGUCUAUCGUUGCACAUUCCUGUCGCCUACGUCAUCACUAUGUCUGUAAUGCCAUGCAUGGCAUGUGAUGCUACCACACACAGGGAGGGCAUCGCGCAUGGGCAGUGUUUUCUUAGAGGCUUGUUUGCCGCGCUGGCGAGCGCUGCCAUCUGGCCAUGAUCUGGCUGAGCCGAGCAGAUCGUCAUUGUGUACCGUUAUAUACACCUUGCAUCGAGUGUGUACUCAGUCAAGAGACAGAUUAGACCCGUGUCAACCGGUAGGAGAAGGUGCCUGUAGAAUUUUGAAACAUGUGAACACACUUUUGUGUUCCUGCGUAAAAAUCCCUACCGUCUACUACAAAACAUUUUGACAGAAGUUGUCCACACAGUCAUACGUUGAGGAGUUGAACACUGCUGUGUUGUGGCUCGUAUGGACAUUGUAAUUUUCCGGAGACAUGUCAUCAUCGUCGUCACACGCACAGCAGUCAGUACAGCUCAGAAUGCACCGUCAACACUGCUAUCUUUGUGACCUCCCCCGAACGCCAUGGGCUCUGCUACACGAUUUCUCCGAGCCCGUGUGCCGAGGCUGUGUCAACUAUGAAGGGGCGGAUAGGAUUGAACUGGUCAUCGAGUCCGCUCGACAAAUGAAACGGGUGCACGGAUUUCAAGAGACUAAGCCGUUUCAGGUGCAGAAACCGGGCCAAAUGCCGCCCCAGUCGGCCAGCGUUCCUCCUCGACCAAGCGGGUUGUUGGAAACUGCUCAUGUUGAGCCUUCACCGAGAAGCCUGCCAGGGUCACUCUCCAGCCACGCCGAGCGUUUCCUGGGUCAUGAACCAAACCGACCAAGAAGCAUCCAUGAUUUCUCCACCGUGCAGAGACUUGGUAACGGCCCCGUUGGACCCUACCUUGUUCCCGAUGAGUCUGGGGAGAACAGAUCGGGGAGACCGUUACAUCACAGCGCCAUCAGUCACCAAACACCGAGUCUGCUUCAUCAUUUGAACACACCAACCUCAAGUAUGUCGGCGACGGUAUUGCCUCGGCACAGCGUGGCUCCGACCGGUCCAACACCCUCCACUGUGUCCUCAACCGCCUCCCUGCGAGCCAAACGCAGCUCCAGCGACCGUGAUCGGGAAGAGAAAGAGGUAGGUUCGUCGGCGUUUCCAAUCGAGGGCGCAGAGCGCCGAAUCACGCCAACCUCGGAGGACCCGUAUGGACAGCGCCCGGGAAUCGUUCGUCAAACGCUGGCAACUCUCUCAAACUGCACCCCCUUUGAGGUAAGAUUCAAGAAAGAGCACAGUCGAAAGGGGCGUGUGUUUUCCUUCGAUGCCACCUACAAACCGGGUAUGGAUUACGAACUGAAAAUUUUCAUCGAGUACCCAAGUGGGUCAAAUAAGGUUUAUAAUAGUCCCUCGGGAGUGGCCAAGCAGAUGUACUCAGAUUGUCUGAAAGACUUGGGCAAGGGACUUUCGUCUGGAUUCAAAUAUCUGGAAUACGAAAAGAAACACGGCUCAAAUGAUUGGCGGGCUUUGGGUGAUCUUCUGCCUGAACCCGUCAGGUUCUUCAAAGAAAAUGUCAGUGUGGAUAUGUUGCCGCAGCCUUACAUUGACGCCAGCUGCCCUGUGCUGCCAACCACCAACACGGUGAGCCAGAUGUUGCCCUCUUUGCCCUUCAAAACAAAGAAGCGUAAGGCGUCCCCCGAGCCCGACCCCGAAUCUGCUGCUGGGAAGCUGACUGACGAACAGGUGCAGCAGCAGAGGCAGCAGUGGAUGCAGAACCAGACAGAGGCGUUGAAGCACACAAUGGCAUCCACAGGGUUCAGUGCCAGCUCCAGGCCACCAAGCUCUGGCGGGUCUCCCUUGAGUAAUCCCACCUCCAGCACGCCACCUGAAACAGGAAGUUCAACCCAAGGGGGUCCGUCACCCAUGGCUGCGCUCAUGUCCGUCACCGACAAUCUGGGCACCCUCAAGCCUUCCUCGCCGAAGAAGGCUGACGAUGCCACCCCGAACCUAGUGAAUAACACCACAAAUGGAUCCCCGUCGGACAGUAAGCCAUCGCAACGGAGCCCCCACUCCCCAAACACUGCCCACCGGCGCGCCCUGUACCGCAGCCGCGAGCUCGCCCAGGCCCAGGGUCAUCCCAUGGAGACCAGUAUCAGUUCCAACACCAAUCACCUCCCGGACUCGUCCAUUCCCAUCAACAUUCUGAAGUGCACCAUCUGUCACGAGCGCUUGGAAGAUACGCACUUCGUCCAGUGCCCCUCGGUCGGGAACCACAAGUUCUGCUUCCCGUGUUCCAGGGACAGUAUCAAGAAGCAGGGGGCUGGGGCCGAGGUGUACUGUCCGAGUGGCCAGAAGUGCCCCCUGGUCGGCACCAACACUCCGUGGGCCUUCAUGCAAGGAGAAAUUGCUACUAUACUUGGAGAUGAGGUCAAAGUGAAAAAGGAGCGUGACACAUAGACACCAUGACGCCAACAUCUCAUGGCUUGGCUCUUAUGUGGCCUAUAUUUCAUCUGUAAAAUAAAAGGAAACAAAAUGUAUUCUAAAAAGAAAAAAAAAGAAAUUGAAACGUGGAAUAUUCGGCAUAACUAGCAGCUGGACUACAUAGGCACAGUUGCAAGCAGUAAAUUUGAGCAGGACGAUAUUAUAUUUUGGUUAUGUAAAAACAAAAAGUGUGGUUUAUAAAUGUAUAGCGCUAACAUUUGAUUUUAAAGUCGCAUACCGGCAGUUUCAUGUUGAAUAAUAAUGUAUUUUUGUAAAGUAGCUACUCCUAUCGAUCGUCUCAUGAUUAAACGUUGUCUUCAUUUCUUUGUACCGUCAGAAGGGAAAUAGUAAGGAAAGUCUGGGAACAAUAAUGUUGCAAAUUGAAUUUCACGGGGUCAUAGUUUGACUCGAUAUUCCAUGUUCAUGUGUAUAUCGUCCGCUGUUACAGAUAGACGCAUAUACGACCUUUAAAAUCAGUGACCUUUGCUAAAGUUUGCUUUGACGUAAUUUUUCUUCAAUAUUGAAAGUAGAAUAGCUCAAAUCAAUCGUACGGAAAUGAGUCGUUUUCAUAUUGAUGUCAUUCUUCACCUGAGUUUGAAACAUGUACAUGCAUUCAGUGUAAGAAUCCCGACGUGUCUCGAUUUUAAAGGUUUUGCGCUCACAACUUUAAGCAGUCAGUCGCAACAGUCAAACUUAUCACUAUCCCAAUACAUUUUAUCUUAAAUGUAAUGCCUUUGAAGUCAUAUCACUCAGGGUAGAGUCCACCUACAAUGUACAUGUACCUGUAUAUUCCCCAUACGUUAUAGCCGCCAAAAACCUAUUGCAGUCGAAGCUGGUUUCCAACUAUCAUACGUUAAGUUACAUGUUAGGAUUUUGAAGUGUUUUGUCCUUAAACCUGUUUUGUCUUAAUAUCCUGAGAAUGUUUCCGUAAAUAAACGUAGUUCCUGUUGUCAUUACAAAGUUUGAGCAGUAUUAUCAAACUGUCUUCGAACUGUGUCUAUUCCCAUAAUGCCAGAAAACGAAAACAAUUUUUUUUUUGGUUCAGGGCUUUUUAUGUGUUACCUAACUUUACCGUGUUCGAUAGAGUUCUUGUAAGCGACUUCUAGUACAGAAUGCAGGAAAUUAGCAUGAACUUGUGUCUUUUCUGAAGUUGAACUUGGUUUUUGCGUUUUGUAUUAAAUAUUACUCGCGCCGUGGCCAAAGUAUGUAGUGAUGUAUGGUUUGAAGUAAGAAAAAAAUAUAUAUACAGCGUAUGGUGAAAUAUAGAAAUCA